AUGACUGCCAUCCCGGAAGAGCUCCAGGUCACCUACGAGCAGCUGGCCGACCUCGAGAAGGACUUUGAGGAUGUCGAGACCGAGAUCAUCCGCCAGCAGGUCCAGAUGACCCGCGACCUGUACGCGAAGCGCGAGAAGCUCAUCGCCCAGAUCCCCGUCUUCUGGUCCCUCGUCUUCGAGCAGGCGCCGCCCGACAUCGACGAGUUCAUCCAGCCCACCGACUCCAACGUGCUGCUCACCUCGCUCAAGUCGCUGUCGGUCUCGCGCUUCGAGAUCGAGGGCGAGGGCGAGGGCGAGGGCGGCAGCAAGGGCGGCGACCCGCGCAGCGUCGCCAUCCGGUUCGAGUUCGAGGACAACGACUACUUUGAAGACAAGGUGCUCGAGAAGAAGUUCUGGUACCGCCGCGACGAGGACGGCUGGGCGGGCCUCGUCAGCGAGCCCGUCGAGAUCAAGUGGUGCCAGGGCAAGGACCUGACCGAGGGCCUGCUGGGCAUGGCCAAGAAGGUCUGGGACCAGCAGCAGGCCGCCGCCGCCAAGAACGGCGCCGCUUCUGGCGCCGACAAGGACAAGAAGAAGAAGCCCCGGACGGAGAAGGACUUCACGCCCGAGGAGAAGGCGCUCAAGGAGAAGCUCGACGGCACCGGCAUCGGCGGCAUGAGCUUCUUUGCCUGGUUCGGCUACUGCGGGCCCAGGAUCACGGCCGAGGAGAGCAGGAUCGCGACCGAGAAGGAGCGCGAGAACCGCCGCCUGCGGGCCGAGGGCAAGAAGGUCGAGCCCAAGGACGAGGACGAAGAAGAAGAGGAGGACGAGGACGAGGAUGACGACGAGGUCACCGAGGAAGAGCUCGAGAUCUUCCCCGAGGGCGACUCCCUCGCCAUCGCCAUCUCGGAGGACCUGUGGCCUAGUGCGCUCAAGUACUUUACUCAAGCUCAGGAGGAUGAUAUGAUGAGCGAUGUCGACUUUGAGUCGGACGAGGAGGGCAUGGACAUCGCGAGCAAUGACGCGAGCGAGAACGAGGAGGGUGACGAGGAUGCGCCGGCGCCUAAGAAGCGCAAGGCGUGA
This is a messenger RNA of Thyridium curvatum, 1062 nucleotides long. RefSeq lists its product as uncharacterized. Lineage: Eukaryota; Fungi; Ascomycota; Sordariomycetes; Thyridiales; Thyridiaceae. Bases 1 to 1062 code for a protein of 353 amino acids. Gene Ontology annotation, cellular component: nucleus; chromatin. Gene Ontology annotation, molecular function: histone binding; chromatin binding. Gene Ontology annotation, biological process: nucleosome assembly. The record is from RefSeq and is a predicted model, not a curated record. The transcript has 3 exons.